AUGGGCGAAAAAAUGCUUCACAUCGCGAUGUAUCCAUGGUUUGCAGUUGGCCAUAUUACCCCAUUUCUCCAUCUCUCCAAUAAAUUAGCAGAAAGAAGACACAAAAUCUCCUUCUUCUUGCCAACCAAAACACAACACAAGUUUGAGCCUUUCAACCUUCACCCCGAUCUCAUAACCUUCAUUCCAUUUGAAGUUCCUCACAUUGAUGGCCUCCCUCUUGGCAUUGAAACAACAGCUGAUAUUCCUUUCGCACUGCAACCUCUCCUUAUGGCUGCAAUGGAUCUCACACAACCAGCCAUUGACGCUUCUCUCCGUGAACUCAAACCCCACUUCCUUUUCUAUGAUUUUGCUUCCUGGUCGCCUCUGUUGUGUCGCAAACUAGGCAUCAAGUCCAUGCAUUACUGUACCAUUAGCUCCGCAACUGUUGCCUAUUUGAUCAGUCCAACAAGAAAGAUUCGUGAGAAAGGUUUGACAGGAUCGGAUCUCAUGGAGCCUCCACCAGGUUUCCCUUAUUCAAGUAUCAAGUUAAGUGACUAUGAAGCUCGAGGACUAGCUGCUGAGACAAUAAAAGAAUACGGAAAUGGUAUUUCAUUCGUGGUGCGCCAAUUAACUUCUUUAAAUGAAUGUGAUGCUAUUGGUUUCAAGACAUGUAGGGAGAUUGAAGGGCCUUACUGUGAUUAUAUUGAAAAACAAUUUGAAAAGCCAGUGAUAUUGGCUGGACCAGUUGUGCCAGAGCCAACAAAUAAGGUAUUAGAAGAACGAUGGGAAAAGUUGUUGAGCAGCUUUCAAGCUCAGACUGUAAUAUUUUGUGCCUUUGGGAGUGAGUGUGUUCUCAAGAGUGAUCAAUUUCAGGAAUUGGUUUUAGGCCUUGAGCUUACAGGUUUACCAUUCUUAGUUGCCCUGAAACCACCAAUGGGAGCUGAAACAACUGAGUCAGCAUUACCGGAAGGAUUCCAAGAGAGAGUAAAAGGAAGAGGAUUUGUUCAUGGGGAUUGGGUACCACAACAAAUGAUCUUGAGGCACCCUUCUGUGGGAUGUUUCGUGACCCAUUGUGGUUACGGUUCUUUAUCAGAGGCUAUGGUUAAUGAUUGUCAAUUGGUGUUAUUGCCUCAUGUUGGAGAUCAGAUAAUUAAUGCAAGAUUGAUGGCUGGAGAUUUGAAAGUUGGAGUAGAAGUUGAGAAAGGUGCAGAAGAUGGAACUUUCUCAAAGAACGAUGUUUGCAAGGCAGUGAUGGCCGUGAUGGAUGAUGAUAGUGAGGUGGGGAAAGAGGCCAGGGCAAACCAUGCCAAAUGGAGGGAGUUCCUUUUAGGCAACGGGCUUGAAAACUCCUACAUUGAUCGUUUUGUUGAGAAGUUGCAUGCAAUGAUAAUACAAUAUCGGUUCUUUCUACAGGAUCUGCAUGGAAUGGCUUCAAGUUGCUCACAUGAAAUACUGGGUGCACCUUCAUCCACUUUGGAGGGUCGAUUUUGUAGGAAGCAUUCCCCACCUUGGAAAGGACCUUUACUGGACCUUCGUACUUGCGCACCAAUCUACGAUCUCUCUUCCUCAAGAACCUGGUUUGUUCAGGGACUAAUCGAACAAGAACCAAAUCCCCAACCUGAAAUUGUUGAGCUCUACGACCCUUGCUUGCGCGAUCUCCGUGUUUUGUUUCCACUCCUUGCUGAGGUUGAAUGCUCUGGGAUUCUUUCCUCCAUAUUAGUUGAGCAACGUCCAAUAAUGAGGGCCAGUUCUUUUGGUUGGCGUGGACAAAAUGCCUCAAGAUCUCUAUCACUGACAAUGUUUUGGGGGAGGCCCCAAUACUUGACCACAUGUUUGAACAAUAGUCGAGCUGUGUCCUCCGCUGUACAGUACUUGGGAGCAGGAAUGAAUGUGGCCAAUAAUAUCCUUGUUUCAAUAACGCCAACGUGCGCUGCCAGCCCGGAUGUCCCGCCCAUGGGGUGUCAUGACACUCCCUCAUCAGCAUCUGUCUCAGACCUCCUGCUCUUGGCACAAAGACUCGAGGUCCCUUGGUCCACAAGACCCCAUUUUCUUUCCAGAAAUGUUUGGACUUCCCUUCUUCCACUAGCUUCAAAAUGGCACAGGCUUGCGGGUCUUUCCCUAAAUGAUCUCCAAUCAACUUAUGGAUUGGCUAACGGUUGUGUUGUCUAUCUUCACGACAAAGUGCGCACCCAACAAGUAAUGCCGCCAAGUCCUCAAGCAAUGAACCACCGCAAGGAGCUCUUUCUCCUGGGCUGUGUAUUUCCUUUCAGCUUCACUCAGCUUCCUACUUUCGAAUGCUACCAGUCGACACAUAAGCGCAAGCUCCCAUCAUGCUUUUUCUGGAAUAGCACUGGCGCUCCGAAAGGAGCCUUUGAUGGUCGGAUGAACCCGGCUUGUAGAAGCUCAUCCAACUCUUCUUCAACGCUCUCGGGUGCUUUUGCAGACUCUUGGGAUGAGGUCCUUAAGCAUCAGGGUAGAAAAGUUCCUCACGAACUCUCGCACCGUUCCGGUUUGCACCAACUCUCGAAUUCACGCUUCAGAUCCGUCCAGGUCUUAAUCGGGCACUCGUCAUCGACAAACUUGGAGCGCCACCACAACUUGGCAUCCCCUACGAGAUACAUCGAUGCCAUUGUCACCUUGUCUUCCUCUGAACUUGUGUGUACAGCUCGGAACACCGAGGCUCCGGCACUUUGGGUCUUUGUCCCCUGUCCGUCGAGCUUGAACCCGAACUGGCCACCGCCAUUUAGUACUUAUCAAGGCCAAAAAGUUGGUUGGGGCAAUAACUUUGACAAUUCUUUUUUUGAAUCACCAAACAGAAGUUUGAGUACUAGUUUUCUGUUUUGCGAGAAACCGGAAACAAAGAAACCAGGAAUUUUGGACCAAUUUAUCACAACACCAACAAUGGCAGACAAAACCUUUCACAUUGCAAUGUAUCCAUGGUUUGCCCUUGGCCAUAUUACUGCAUUUGUCCAUAUGGCCAACAAACUAGCGGAGAGAGGCCACAAAAUUUCCUACUUCUUGCCGGCCAAAACACAGUGCAAGGUUGAGGCUUUCAAUCUCCACCCGAAUCUCAUAACCUUCAUUCCAAUCACUGUUCCACAUGUUGAAGGUCUGCCUCUUGGCGCUGAAACAACAAACGAUGUUCCUUUCCCUUUGCAUCCUCUCAUUAUGACCGCCAUGGACCUCACAGAACCUGAUAUUGAAGCUUCCCUCCGAGAACUAAAACCCCAUUUCGUUUUCUUUGAUUUCACUUGCUGGUUGCCAGCCUUGACUCGCAGGCUUGGCAUCAAGUCCGUGCUGUAUUGUAUCAUUAGCUCUGCAACUAUUGGCUAUCUUCUUAGUCCAGCAAGAAAGACUCUUGAGAAAGGUUUGACAGGGUCUGAUCUCCUGGAGCCUCCUGAAGGUUUCCCUUCUUCAAGUAUCAAGCUACGCACCCAUGAAGCUCGAGGAUUAGCUGCUGUAACAACAAUGGAUUAUGGAAGUGGAAUUUCAUUUGUAGAGCGUCAGCUAAGGUCUUUAAGUGACUGUGAUGCUAUUGGUUUCAAGACAUGUAGGGAGAUUGAAGGGCCUUACUGUGAAUAUAUUGGAAACCUGUUUGAAAAACCAGUGAUUUUUGCUGGACCAGUAGUGCCAGAGCCACCAAAAAUUGCGUUAGAAGAACGAUGGGAAAAGUUAUUAAACCGCUUUCAAGCUAAGACCAUGAUAUUCUGUGCCUUUGGGAGUGAGUUUGUUCUCAAAAAAGAUCAGUUCCAGGAAUUGGUUUUAGGCCUUGAGCUUACAGGUUUGCCAUUCUUGGUUGCCCUCAAACCACCAAUGGGAGCUGAAACAAUUGAGUCAGCAUUGCCAGAAGGAUUCCAGGAGCGAGUAGAAGGAAGAGGAAUAGUUCAUGGAGGUUGGGUGCCGCAACAACUGAUCUUGAGGCAUCCUUCUUUAGGGUGUUUCGUGACUCACUGUGGCUCUGGUUCUUUGGCUGAGGCUAUGAUGAGUGAUUGUCAGUUGGUGCUGUUACCUAACGUUGGAGACCAGAUAAUUAAUGCAAGAAUGAUGGCAGGACACUUGAAAAUUGGAGUAGAAGUCGAGAAAGAUGAAGAUGGACUUUUUACAAAGGAUGGUGUUUGCAAGGCAGUGAAGGCUGUAAUGGAUGAUGAUAGUGAGUUGGGGAAAGAGGCAAGGACCAACCAUGCUAAGUGGAAAGAGUUCCUUUCAGAACCAGGCCUUGAAAACUCUUACAUGGAUGGUUUUGUUGAGAUGCUGCAUGCCCUACUAUGAGUAUUUCUUUCAUUUUCUUA
This is a messenger RNA of Durio zibethinus, 4268 nucleotides long. Lineage: Eukaryota; Viridiplantae; Streptophyta; Magnoliopsida; Malvales; Malvaceae. The record is from RefSeq and is a predicted model, not a curated record.